Messenger RNA from Haliotis rufescens (red abalone), 2168 nucleotides. RefSeq names its product basic proline-rich protein-like. Lineage: Eukaryota; Metazoa; Mollusca; Gastropoda; Lepetellida; Haliotidae. Bases 274 to 1005 code for a protein of 243 amino acids. The transcript has 4 exons. The record is from RefSeq and is a predicted model, not a curated record.
AACAACAUUACUGGGGCAAGGGGUUCACCCAUAUUGCUUUGUUGGAGGAUCUGAUCGUCAUGAAAUAGCGCUGCCUUAUUCAAGUGGGUUUGACUUUGGGUCAGCCAUACAAUAACUUUGACAUAUCUCCAACUACGGCUUCCAAUUCAAUUCAGGAGGUGCCCGCUGUUAGUGUACUGUCUGUUCCAAGUACAUCCAUGACGUAGUCUGACUACAGAUGUCUGCAUGAGGAAUAACGUGAUAAAGCAUAGUUGUUGUAAUCUGGGAUAAGAAAUGGACGUAUUUUUACCAGCUGCCUCCCUUUUUCUUGUCCUCGUACAAGCCUGUCAUGCCGCGGACUACUGUUACGGCUCCUACUGCUCUGGCUACUGCUGUGGGACGCUUAGCACAUCAUGCUGCUAUUAUUACAGCUGGGGAAGAAUCAUUGGCUACUCAAUAGGGGGAAUCAUUGGCCUCGUCAUCUGUAUUAUCAUCAUCGUGUUUCUCAUCAAGAGUUGCACCAAGACUGGAACACGAGGACGAGUUGUCCAACCUCAACCUCAGUCCAAUGUAUUUGUUUACAGCGGGCAGUCAAGCGGCCCAGCCCCAUACCCUGGGCCACAGGCAGGUGGACCCCCACCUUAUUCCUCGGGACCAGGUCCAAAAUCAUAUCCACCCCCUGGAGGAUAUGCGGCAUAUCCCCCACCGGGAAGUAAUCCGGCAUAUCCACCCCCAGGGGGCAAUCCGGCAUACCCACCCCCGGGAGGAAAUCCGGCAUACCCACCCCCGGAAGGCAAUCCGGCAUACCCACCCCCGGGAGGCAAUCCGGCAUACCCUCCACCCCCUCCUCCCCCAUAUCACCCUCCACCUGGUGGUCUAGCCCCACCCACUGGUGAGGCUCCACCUCCAGGCCCUCCCCCCUAUAGCCUGGCUGGUUCAUCUUCUGGAACUGCUCCUCCUCCUGGUCAAGCUCCACCUCCGGGAACUGCCCCUCCGCCACCAACAGGAGGUCCAGUUAAUCCUUAAACAACAUCAGCAAAAGACAGGGACAUAUGCUUGAUAUCAAAAUGACUUAUUGCAUAUCCACUGAAAUCAACUCGAAAAGGGUUGUUGAUGUGAAAAAAACCUUUUUAAGUACACCAUGCCUGUAUUGUCGUAUUGCCUGACACUCAAGAUAUCAAAAGAUUAUUUAAGAUGUCAAGAGAAUACUGAAGUCUAGAAAAUAGUUUCCUAUACAUAUUCGGUUUUAUGGAAGAUGACAAGAGAAUACUGAAGUCUGGAAAUUAGUUUCCUACGCAUAUUCGGUUUUAUUAAAGAUGUAAAGAGAAAACUUCAGUCUUGAAAUUAGUUUCCUAUGCGUAUUCGGUUUUCUAAAUUAUUUUAAGUGCCAAGGCAUUAUUCUAGCAUGAUCUUUCAACGAAGAACGUCAUACGACUCUAGCUAAAAAGGUGUUUGACAAGUUUACAACAUUCAAGGCUAGUAAAGCUUUCAAAACGUUUUAUGGUAGACAUAUGGAGGGAUUUCUAAAUGUGACGCAUCAGUCACAUCAAUAAUGUCAGCUGCAAUUCCCUAUUUGACUCGUAUCAUAUGUGCCCGUGUUUUUCCAGAUGAACAAUUCACUUGCCUUUGAAUGUGUUUGUGACGGGUGCCACCGGUGGGGCAGGAUCCGCUCACCAUUUCGAGAACACCUAGUUUCAUCACAAUGCAUUGGCUAGUGAUUCAUAAAUAUAUGCUUAUUAUAUAGUCGGAAUCGUACAGUGGACUCUGUUUUUAACAGACAUAUCUUACUUAUGAAUAUGGAGACAUAUUUAAUACAUAAGCUUGGGAAUUAUCCCCUGGUGCCUAGGCGGGUUUUGAAUUAUAAGGAAGGGACUUCGUGUGUCCUCAUUAUGAAUGUUGGAUGAUCAGUACAUGAAACAUGGCGUGGAACACUGAAUGUCUGGACUGUGAGGUGGCAGUUUUAUCGACAGCUGAAAUGAAAGACCUUGAUAAUUAUACCACAAUAACCCCUACAUGUUUUGAUAUUCUGAAAAAAAGUCAACCAUCAUUUAUUUAAUAUAAGUAAUGUUGCUAUCGAGCAACCGAGGAAUGGCCAUUGCAUACAAUCUGCGAUCCCUAUGUGUUUGUCAAGAAAGUGUCAUGAAGAAUCUAUGAUGUGUUAGCUUCUUGGAAUAAAUCCACUUUUGUUA